This is a messenger RNA of Phlebotomus papatasi, 13346 nucleotides long. RefSeq names its product nuclear factor of activated T-cells 5-like. Gene Ontology annotation, biological process: regulation of transcription by RNA polymerase II. Gene Ontology annotation, molecular function: RNA polymerase II cis-regulatory region sequence-specific DNA binding; DNA-binding transcription factor activity, RNA polymerase II-specific; transcription factor binding. NCBI's taxonomy places the organism in Eukaryota, Metazoa, Arthropoda, Insecta, Diptera, Psychodidae. The record is from RefSeq and is a predicted model, not a curated record. The transcript is spliced from 12 exons. The coding region runs from base 4849 to 8310 and encodes 1153 amino acids. Gene Ontology annotation, cellular component: transcription regulator complex.
UGCAGCUAAAUUAUAUCACGAUAGGUCUUAAUUUUAUUUAAAAAUAGAUGAAAAAUCCCAAUUUCAAAGGUGCCCCACUUUUAAAGGUCCCCAAUUUCCCCUAAGUGCAUGUGACUGUCCCUUAUAUUUCUAUUUUUCAACUUUACCCUAUAAAAAUAGUUAAAGUAUGGGGUAAAAUUAUAUUUGUUUAGUUGUUUAUGAAUGGGUUUUGUGAUAUUGCAAAAAAAUUUACAAUGUUAAAAAAAACAGGAAAAAGGCCUUGCAUUUGGGAUAAGGUGAAAAAAAAACAAGAAAGAUCUCAACAUCUACUAGCAAUAUUCUUGAGAUCUACAGGAUGGCGUGGUCGCUAGCUUGAUUUCACGUUUUUGUCCGCCAUUUUGAUAUCAAGACCUUUUCAGAACGUUUUUUAUAUUCCGGUCUACGUCAAGCAAUUACCUAGAUACAGAGGCUCAAACUUUCAAAUUUUGAAAUAAUCAUAUUUUUGCAGUAGAAAUUUAAGAAAAUUGAAUUGGAUUAUUCUUGAGAGAUAAAUUUGGAAUAGAUGUAGGGCGUUAGAAACCGCUUUUGGAAUCAAACUUUUUUUAUAUUGUUAUAUACUGUUAUAUUGUUAUAUACUGUAACAUUGUAGACCAGAUUGGCGAAGACCUUUAAUAAAUCCUAGAAUUAAAGGAAAACAGGAUAGGGAGUAUCUUAAUAUUUUGUGAAUUUCACUUAUUUUAGACGAUUUUUAGAGUUUUUGUACGCUUCGGAAAAGUCUUCAAAUCGUAAAAUACUCAAUGAAGUCAAGUUCAUUUUGUCAGACCCGUCAGGGAAUCUGUAAGGGCGGAGCCCUUAAGGCAAUCGCUUGGAUAGGCGCCUUGGCCGCCAUAGUUUUCCCCGAAUCUAAAUGAUCCUUCUAAUUAUCUAAUGAUCUAUUACUUACGAAGUUCCAACAUAAACUAACUUGCAAUACUAAUUCUCUCUACGAUACCCCUCCCGAAGGGGUAACUCCCAGGCUGACACUAGGAACAGGAACGCUCUUAGGAGAAAUCGGCGCCGCUCCGAGAGAAAUUUAUGAUGUCGAUUUAAAUACCAACGGGGGUAUAACCGUUUAAGGAAAAUAAUUAUGUGUACCCUUUUCUAUUUUUUCCUAAAAAGCUAAGGAAAUAAAAAUAAAAUAAGGAACAAUUAUUUCUAGUAGGGGAAAACUUUCAGACUUCGCACACAUUCUGGCUUGUAACACUUCAUAUUUUUCCCAUCUCUUUAAUGAAUCUGACCUAAUAGCAAAAUAUUUUAAUAGCCAGUCUUAGGCCACACAUGUCCUGUGAAAAUUAACUCAAAUUCAUUUAAGGGAUAUAUAAAAAAAAUAUGAAGUUUUCGAAGCCGGUGUGUGUGCGAAGCCAGAAAAUCUAUCCCUAUAUUUUUUUUAUUUCUUUUACGAUGGGUGUAAAGUGCAAUUACAACCUAUAAUUUAAUCCAUUAUCACCUUUUUUUUCGAAGCUCACAGAAUAUCUUUUCUGUUACGAGGUUUAAAAGUACACGCAUCACUAUGAUAAUAAUUGUAACAACACACGUGUCACAUGACGAAAUUUUAAAUUUAUGUAAAUGUUACACAUCAAAUAUAGAUUAAUUUUUUGUGUGUUCAAAAAACUACAUGAAGUACUUUAUUACUUCAUCAUUUACUUGACCUGUAAAGUCUUAUAGCUUAAAAUUUGCAUAAUCUGCCCAAAAUAUGAUGAAUAUGAAGAAAGGUCUUUUCUAAUAUCCCUUUUGAUAUUAUUUUUUUCAAAAUGUAAACAUGUCAACUUUAAUGUUAACUUCAACAUUUGGUUGAUCUUGAAUUUUAUUUACUUAAGCUCGAAAUAAGACAAAAAAGUGUUUUUUUUCUAUUUAAAAAAGAAAAACUAUUUAUUCUUUAGACAAUGCUGAAAUACUAAAUGUAAAUUACUAUACUAUUUGAACAAAUGACUAAAAGAAGAAUUGAUGUCUUAUUUGAAAUAGUUUUUUUUUUACAAAAUGCUUUUACAGCUGCGGUGAGAAAAAAAAAUUAUAGCACGUCAGGAUUUAAUAAGAUAGUACCAGAAAGCUCUUUCAAGAUUAUUUUCUUGAUGUAGCAAUAAAAGUUUUGUAAGAAAAUUGUGGCUCACUUCUCGUACACAGAGCUUAUCUCUAUAUAGCCACUUUAUGUGAUAAUUUGGUUGUUACCUAAUUUUGAUAAUAAAUACUAUGUUGGUGUGUGAUAUGAAAGAGUAUAAAAAAGUAAACUAAAUUUAUAUGCAUAUAUUCUAAACUAAAUAGCAUAAAAAAAAGAAUGGUGUCUGACCAAAUUGGUUGCUUUAGUAGUGAUAUUUGGUCAAAUGUACGUGUAUUAAAUGCGUGAAAGAGGCAUCCAAUUUGCACAAUGAAAAAUUGUGAACCAAAAGACUGGUAAAGUGAAGUUUUUUUUUUCUCAUUCACUCUUAUCAUUGUCGCAUCCUAUUUAACUUGUAACUGUCUAGGCAUAAAGUAUUUAUGUACAAUUUACGCAGCGAUACGAUUAAAUCCAGAGUUGGAUUUUCUGUCGUAUGAUUCUGUUAAGAAAUAAUUUAGAUAAAAAAUAUAUAAUUGCAGUUCAUUGAUAUUGCUAGGUUUUCGUGGUGUGGAAACACAUUAACAUGGAAUUUCAUCAUAGAAAAUUUUAUUGCAAGGCAUUUUGACUUUGACUUUGAUUGACGUUAACGUAGUACUUUUGACAUAACCCUAAAUAAUAGUAAUGAAUUGAAAUGAAAAGUGUCUUCGUGAAAAUGAAAAGUGUCUUCGUGAACUUGAUGAUUUUGCAAGGUUAUGUUGAAAAUACAAUGUGAUGUGACAUUAGGUUUUGUGAAAAGAAAUAAGACUUAGAACAUCAGGAUACAGUAGAGGUUAAUUCGGCUCUUGUAAGAUCGGACUACUUUUUAAUUCAAGCGGCAGUUACGUUUGAAAAAACUAUCGCAAAUUAUCUGUCAAAAAUCGCAUUUUUGACAGAAUUUUGACGUUUCUACGUACAACAGUGCGGACGAUUUCCUUCAAAAGAGCCAUUUUUGACGAUAACUUCUUACAAUGUGUAGACAGUAGACACCCUAAGAACAAAAAAUCGUAAGAUUUCAAAAAAUUUGACGUCCGAUUUUCUCUCUAUUUCGCGUGACAUUUUGAUCCCAAAUGCCCGAAUUUGAGAGAGUCUACUGUAAAGUGAAAUUUAAAUGAAACUUAACGGAUUCUCAUGUAGUCACUGAUGGUUGCCGAUUAUAUAUAAAAUGCGGUUCCCGAAAAAGAGGGUCACUACCUAGUGAGUGUUAGUGUCAGUAGUCUGGAAGCGGAUUUACCACAAUAUGUUUUAUGAUUAUGAUGUCAUCACACCUAAAGUUUAUGUCGAAUCCUUACUAAAAUGAUCUAUAUGGUUUGAGGAUAAGCUAAAUACCUUUUUAGACAAUAAUUCCAUAUAGGCAUGGCCUUAAUAAUAUUUUUAAGUCCAGAGGAUUAUCUGUCGGUGCUUAGAAGAUUAUCUACAAAAUUAUCUCUCUCCUAAGUGCAGUAGUAAAAUCUCGUUUCGUAUUUUUUAGCGUUUCUUAUUUGAUAAUUUUGGAAUUGAUGUAGGUAUACUUGUUUAGGAGAUGUUGUGAGGUGUUCAUUACGGUAUUAAUGCCUAUGUUCUAGCUCAUUUCAAUUUUUUCGUAUACUUCAUGUGAGCAACACAUAUGUUUCCUGAAGUAACUUUCUGAAGUUCAGCCCAGGUGUAUAGGUACACGUUUAAACGUGUUAUUCGAAUAAAGAAUCAUGAUUUGUAGGGUCGUUCGUUGACUGGACUAACAAUUGUCAAACAGGAUGUAGGAUAUAAUAGUUUCAAAACUCUUUCUAAUAUUUAACCAGGGAUCGAACCAUGAGCCUCUUUUGAGUUACUGAGAUAUCUCUAGCACAGAAGUUCUAUGUUAAUAUGUUUUCAUUGUUAUAUUCAAAAAGUGUCAAAUCCAAAUGUUUUAUUCUUUCACGAGGGACAAGAAAUGAUAAUGUUAUAUCGCGAGUGAGAGAAGUGAAUGUGUGAAAAGGAAGUGCUCAAUGUCAUUUAAAUGUUUUUUUUUUCGGCUGAAAUGAUCACAAAUUUUCUUUUAUUGAAUAUUUUGUUGAAUAUAAUACUCGCUUCGACUCUGGUUAAAAUCUGGGAUCACUUGUAGCACUGAUGAUGUUUUGCUCCAAGAGACUCCCAGUGUCUGUCGAUUGGUCAGUGCUCUGUGUGGUGUUUCGGAGUGAAGUUGCGUUUUACGUCCGAUUUCGCCGAAUUGAACACUCAUUUUUAUUAUAUAUAUAUAUAGCAAUAUCGUCACAAGAUGAUAUUUAAAAGUGUUUUUUUGGAGUUUUGCUAUAUUUUAAAGAAUUUAAAUAAUUAAAAUGCAUUUUAUUAUAAAUUCAUUCCUUUCCUCUCUCUUCGUUAACUAACUUUUCUCCGGAGAGCAGUUUCUGCCAAGUUUUAUAUCUGUUUAUUUGUGGGGCAGAUAAUUAAAACGAGUUCUCGUGCAAAGUGAAGUGUACUGAAUAGUUAAGGAGAAACAAACAAAACAACAAAUAUUUAUUAAAGAAAAAAGAAGCAGAAGUCAUAUUGCAUUUAUUGAGUCGCCUGAUCUCUUGGUGUCGUGAUAAAGGAAGAACAAGAGGAGAAUGAUGUGCUAUUUGAGAAGAAUAAUAGCGAAGUGACCAUGCGUACAUGAUAGAAAUUGAAAUUAUAGUUAAUUAACAUUUUGUUUAAGAGAAAAUUGACUUGAUUAUCUAUGGAUAAAGUGAGGUUAAGACAAAGUUUUUAAUUUAAAAAAAAAAACAGCAGUGUUUGAAGAGUGUUUGGACUAAUAGAAGACUUAAGAAAUGAGAUUCUCAUGCCCUCAGUGGGGAGGAGAGACUGAUCUCCAAAGAAAAUAUUCCAACUCAGGAUGGAUUUAUCCGACAAACCCAUAUAGGAAUUAUGGAGUUAAAAUGACUGUUGGCAAUGGUGGUAUGGCACAGAGAGCACACAGAAAAGUUCUAAGAAUACCAUCUAAGAGACAUCCUGGAAAGUCAUUACCUGGCAAAUUACACUCCAUGACAAGAAUAGGACCUGGUAAAAUUAUUAAGAGUCAUCCAGGGAAGAGGAUUAUUCAGAGGCAAACACCACCACCGUGUGAUAAUUCGAAUGACAGUGGACUGGGUUUUGAUCAUCACCUUGAGAUGCAAUAUUCAGUUGGUGUUAGGAAUGCCCAAAAUUCAAGAUCGAAUGUGACUGAUGAUGGAAAUGAUGAUGAUGGCCGUAAAAGAGAAAUUGCAGUAAAGGCAACAACUGUAACAAAGCGUCGCAAAGUAAACAAAAUGAAGGUACAGGUGGAUGAUGAUUCAUGCAGUAAUGAUGCAUUCGCUUUUUCUAAACGUACAUCAAGACGUGGAAAAUCAACAUCAACAUCUACGACAUGUGCUCAAAAUUCAUCAAAUCCUUCCCCUCCCAACAAUAAACUAAUGGCAGCUCCGCGUCAUGGAAUGUCACGACCACUUGUGCGACGUGCCAUGGGUCCGGUGAAUCUGCAAACCCAAAUUGGUGGUAUCUCCAAGAAUGGACAGUAUCAGUUGCAAAUAGUGGCACAGCCGGAGCAACAGCACCGGGCUAGGUAUCAGACUGAGGGUAGCCGAGGAGCUGUGAAGGAUCGCAGUGGAAAUGGUUUUCCCAUUGUCAAAUUGGUGGGAUAUGACAAACCGACGGUGCUGCAAGUGUUCAUUGGAACGGAUGUGGACAGAGUGGCGCCACAUAUGUUCUACCAGGCAUGCAAAGUGUCUGGCAAAAAUAGUACUCCAUGCGUAGAAAAGAAGGUGGAUGGUACGAUGGUGAUAGAGUUAGAGUUGAAGCCCGAACAGGAUAUGACUGUGACGUGUGACUGUGUUGGAAUUCUCAAGGAGCGAAAUGUCGAUGUUGAACACAGAUUUCCGGAUCAGUCGACGCCGAGGAGCAAGAAGAAGUCCACAAGAUGUCGCAUGGUCUUCAGGACAAUUGUUACUAAUGACGAUGGCACAACAGAAUCACUUCAAGUCUGCUCUCAACAGAUCAUUUGCACCCAACCACCAGGGGUUCCGGAAAUUUGCCGAAAGUCCCUGACAUCGUGCCCUGCAUCUGGAGGAUUGGAACUCUUUGUAAUUGGUAAAAAUUUCUCAAAAGAUACUCGUGUUGUCUUUCAAACACAGAAACUCUCAUCGGGUGAAGUGAUAUGGCAAGAAAUGGUUAUUCCGGAUAAAGAGUACUUGCAACAGACUCAUCUGAUAUGUACAGUGCCACCGUACAUGACCACAGAACUGCCUGAACCGGUGAAUGUUCACUUGUUUAUUGCGGCAAGUGGCAAAAAAAGUGAAUCCCACAAUUUUAUGUAUACACCGAAUAAUGCAAAUGCCGGAGCUCUUGCAGCUGCCACAACGCGAUCAUUGUCACAACAGCAAGAUGUGCGAUAUGACGAGCAGAACAGUAAGAAUGGCGUUUGUCCGGUGAUGCUAUGGAGUUCGGGGGGUAUUGAGCCGAAGAAUGAGAUAGAUUCGGGAAUGAUGCCACCACCAACAACCCUCCCACUGAGCGUGAGACGACCAUCGUCCACGGGUACCAUUCUACCAGAUGCUCUGUCGCCGUCUAAUGUUGUGACGGCCCUCAAGACGGAGAUUGUCGAUGAGAACUCACAGAAUUCAAUGGGUGCUAAUGAUGGCAAUAGCAAUGACUAUGAGGGUAGAUCACCAGAUCCAGGAGCACUGUAUGGGCCAAAGAUUCAUGGGCCAAACAUUGAAUUGAUGGACGAAAGUUCAAAUUUGUCCAUGAUUGUCAAUGAGAAUUCCAUGGAUAUGACAAGUGUCUAUCCACCAAGUGGACAUUCUGGCAGUCUUCUGAUGCCGGCAGUUCAUGCUGCCAAUGAACUCUCUGCAAAAGUGGCAGCAGUUCAGUUGCAUCAAUUUGUAAAUGGUGGCUCUGGUGAGGCUCAGACACAAGUAUCACCAGCUCAAACGGUGCAAAAUGUUCAGAAAUUUCUGGAGAACAAUGUUCCAGGUGCGCUCUUCACAACGGCUACCAAUGGAAAUGUUUCAACAUCAACCACAACGGGACCUGGAAUCUUUUCACAGAUAAGUGGGAUGAAUUCGAAUCGAACUACUGCCAUGGAGACUAACUUCAUGUCAACUGGUCCAUUGGCCAUUCAGUGCGAUAAUUCUGGUGCAGCUGACCAAAUACUCUGCAACAAUUCAUCACCCUCAUCCACAAGUCGAUCACCAUUGUCUCAGGAUAUUAUUCUCAAUUCUCAGUCAGUUGUCACGUUGUCUGAGGUGAAUGGCAUGAAUGUACUGUCAUCGCCAUCAUUGCCAUCAGCAACGACACAGAGUGAUCACACAAUGUCUCCGGACAUUAUCAUGAAUCCCACUGUAUCGCCAUCGAUGUUGUGCUCAGGAAGUGCUGGUGGUCAUUCUCCCAUGCUUGAGACUCAAGUGCCACUUUUGUCCAUCCCUCAGACAGCCCCAGAAUCCAUGAUGAAUUCCAUGAUAUCACCAAUUCUUGCCAGUCCGCAGUCUGAUCAUAAGGCACCACAAACACCAACAACAACUGCCUCAAAUACCGUUCACAAUAUGAUUCUCAAUGAAAUUCUCACGUCGCAACAGAAUCCAAUUACCACCGAAUCCAUGGAGGCUCUUAUGUCAUUCAAUUCAGCUACAUCGAUGCUUCAGGAGUCAACGCCAGUUACGACUUCUCAUAUGAUUCUCACACCACAGGCACCAGAUGGCGACAGUGAUUCAAGUGCACGACAGCAACAGCAACAGCAGCAGCAACAACAACAGCAGCAGCAGCAACAACAACAACAGCAACAACAGCAAAUUGCACAAAAUACUGCAAUUUACACGGAGGCAGCAGCAGCUCAUGCUGCAGCAGCUGCAAUCAUGGCCGGAGCAUCGGACAUGAAUUCCAACACAAAUACAACUGGCUCGAAUAUUCUCAGUGGGAAUGUGACGGAGAAUCUCGUUGCUUCCAAUCACAUGAUAAACAAUCAUGAAAUUCGAGUUAGUGCAAAUGGAGAUCUCCAUGUGCAGAGGGUGCAGAAUGAUAUUGGGAGGCGAACGGAAAAUAUGAUGCAAACAGCAGCUUUAGUACAGAAUGUUAUAGCCAAUCCAUCGGCGAAGGUGGACCUGGGUGGGCCGUCAAAUAACAUUGCCGAUGGGACAAAUCACCAUCAACAACCAACAACAGGGACUACAACAAUACCUCAAGAGAUUGCAACCAUGUCUGAUCACGAUCUAAUAAGCUACAUCAAUCCCAGCUGCUUCGAUCAAGGUAUGAUCCCCUGAAUUUCCUGCAAAUUCAAAAGUGCUGCAAUAUAAUGGUUCCCGUUUCUCUAUUCUUUUUUUGUUUUCAGAAUUUCAGUGAGUUCAAAACAUAUAAUAAGUUUAUUAUCGUAAAUAUUUUUUUUUUAAAAAGGGUUUUGCUUUUUUUUUUUUAAAUGAUGUUUUAUUUUACAUUUUUUUUGGUAGAAAAUGUAAAAGAAACAGAAAUAAGUGGUGUGGAUUUUUUUUUAAUAAGGAUUAAUAUCUAAUGAACUACAUUUGACUUUUUUUUUCUUUUUAUCAACAACUUUUUUCAUCUUUUUUCCAAUGAAAAAGUUGAAAAAUUGAACAAUGGACGUGAGAGAGAUGCUUGGCGUUGAAAUUCGAGAUUCUGAUACUGGUUUCUCCUCAAUUUCUGUCCUGUACAUAAAUUAUUGCGUGUCUUUGAAAUUAAUGACAGAAUUUUACUUCAAUGGAGAUGUUGAGUUUUUUUUUAUUAAAUAAUUAUUUUGUUCUGAGAUAUUUUUUUUCUAAUUUACAUAGUCGUAAAACUCUGAGAUAACACUAUGAAAUAGAUGUAGAGACGUAAGAAAUGGAAAUACUUUAAGUAUUAUUUAAAGAAAAGAGAAAUGCAUAAUUUUUUUUUAAUUUUAAAUGAAUAGAUUUAUAAAUUGUCUUCAUUGUUGAAUUAAAGUGUUUUUUCAUUGUUUUAUUUUUUUUGUCUGAGAAAAUCGUAAGAGUAAUAAUGUGAUUAGUCCUAUAAGAUUGUAGUUUAAUUUUCAUAAUGAAUUACAUAACAAAUAGUAAGAAUUAUUUAAGUGUGUAAAAUAUUAAUAAUUAAAAGAAAUAAUACUUAAGGUUUGAAAGUAGAUAAAAUAUUUGUAAUAACAAAGUCAUAAGAGAUAUUGUCUACUAUAUUUACAUUAAUUUUUAAAUAGAAUAUUAUAACAUAUACAUUACACGUAGAUUUUGCGAGAACACUACAACUAAUUAAAAAAGGAAAAGAAAUAAUCAUUUAAUAAUUGGAAUAACCUUUACACAUUUUAUGAAUUCUAAAGAGGAGUGAGAGUCAGAUAAAUUGUUGUACAGCAAAGAAAAAAAUAUCAGAUUUAUCGUCACUGUAAGUUUAAUGGAAUAAAAUAAUUGAAUAUUUACAGAUACAAAAUUUAAAAAGAAAAAUAUCAAAGGAAAUAAUCUUAAAUUACUUUACUAAUCCUAUUAUCUAAAGGAAGAAAAAAACAACAAACUAACAUAGACAUAACAACGACUGCCAUUGAAUAUUGACUGCAGGUGAAUAUUCUGUAUUAACUUGAAAUAAACUUUUUUCUCAUUUUGAACGUUUCUAUUAAACAAAAAAAAAAUAAAAUAGCGUCAAGUAAAAAGGUGUUUGUGUGACAGAUAAUGCCCAACGCACAAUAAAUUUUGUUUAGUAAGCAUGUUUUUGACAUUUCUGUGAGAGUGAGUGAGAUCUAGAUCUAGUUAUCUCGCUCACUCUCACAGAAAUUUUAAAAACAUGUUUACAAACAAAAGUUAUGGUGCGCUGGUCAUAUGCAACAAAAAUAUUACACCCGAAUUAUAUUAUACAUAAUGUAAAUAGAAAAAUGAUAGUUGUACGUGUUUUUAAAAAAGUUGAAAUUGGUAUAAAAUAUGGAGAAGUUUAUCUGCUCGAAUGUUGAAUAUCAUCCUAGUGAAAAGGUCUUUAAAUUGAAGCUAGAAAUGCAUUAAAAAGGACUAUUGCGUCGGGUAACUCAAAUUCUAGCAGUUUUCAAACUUCUGUCAUCUACGAGAAUGAGUCAGUUUGUCAGAAGAAAAAUCCUCAAGGGGUAAGUCAUUGCAGAAACACGAACCACUUGACCAAGAAACAUUUUUUUUGGUAUUGUGAAAAUGUAUCUAAGAAAAACGGAAAUUCUUCGAAAAACGUGGAAGCUUUUUUUGUCGUGAAAAUACUUUUAAAAACGAAAAAAAGUAAUAAAAAAAAACUCGGAAACGAACUUAGAAACGCGGAACCGCUUUCAAGAAUCAUGAAAACGUUUAUUAAAACGCAGCGCAUUCAAGAAACGCGAGAAAUAUCAAAACGUUUCUAAAAACACAGAAAAGCAGAAACAUUUCGAGUAUCGUGGAAACUCGUAUAAGAAACUUAAAGAGUUAUUGAAAAAAAGUAUAAACGGUAUAAACACAUUCAAGAAACGCUGAAACGAAGUAACGUGAAACUAUCCUAGAAGCAUUGAGAAACAACACAGAAAAGCAGAGACGCUUCCAAUUACGGAGAAAUUCUUCGAAGAAACAUAAAAAUAUUUAUUAAAGCACAUCAAUGCAUUCAAGAAACGCAGAAAGAAAAUUAGAAAUGCUUAACUGAAUUCCUUAGAUGUAUUAAAACGUUUCCAGAAACACAGAAAAGCAAACACGUUUCCAGUAUCGUGGAAACUCGUCUAAGAAACAUGAAAAGUUAUUGAAAACACAGAAAUGCAUUCAAGAAACGCAGAAACGAGACUAGAAUCGCAGAACUGUAUCCUAGUUAGAAGUAUUAGGCGUUUCUAGAAUCACAGGAAAGCAGAAACUUUUCUAGUAACGUAGAAAGAGUUUUCGUAAACGCAGAGAUGAAUCCAAGAAACGCUCUGAAAUACGCGGAACUGUAUCUUGACACCUUAUAAACAUUUUUAGAAAUGCAAAAAAUUAGAGGCAUGCCCAUUACCUCAGAAACGCAUCUGAGAAGCACGGAAGCGUUUGCAAAAAUGCAAAAACGCAUUUCAGAGACGCAGAAAAGAUCUUAUAAACACAAAACUAUUUGCUGAAAACAUGUGAAAACGCUAUCUAGAAACGAUAUUAGAACUGCAGGACUCUAUCCGAAAAGCAUUAAAGGGUUCAUAGAAACACAGAAAGGCCAAAAUGUUUCCAGUAACGUUGAAAUACGUCUUAGAAUCAUGAAACUGUGUCAUAGAUGCAUUAAAAAAGUAUAGUUGUUUUCAAAAGCGUUGAAAACAUAUAAUAAGCACGGAAACAUGUGUAAAUAAGCAGAAACGCACUUAAGAUACGCAGGACUUUGUCCUUAGAAGCAAUGAAACGUUUCUAGAAAAUCGGGAAAGCAGAGACUUUUUUAUUAACUUAGAAACGCGUCUGAAAAUCACGAAAACGUUCUUUAAAACGUAGAAACGGAUUUAAGAAACGCUGAAACAAUUAUGAAAAAAAUAUAAAAACGCAUUCAUGAAGAACAGAAAAUUUUCUAAAAUCGCAGAAGCGUACAGAUGAUCCUAGAAACUCAAAACUGUAUCCUUAGAAGCAUUAAAACACUUCUACCAUGCUGAAGCACGUAUUAUAAGUACGAAAACUUUUGUCUGCACGCAGAAACACAUUCAAGGACCGCAAGAACGAUUCUAAAGAAAUUGAACUCCAAAAGUAAAAUCGCAGAAAAUGGAUUAAAGAAACGCCGAAAUAGUUCUAGAAACGCAGAAGCGUUUCCAAAAAACAUGGACAGGUUUAAAGAAACGUAGAAAUGCAAGGGGUAACUCAUUCCCAUUUUUUCUGACAAGGGUUUCUGGUUUCUCGGGUUUCGCGAUGCAAUUCGUGGGUUUCUCGGGUUUCGCGAUGCAAUUUUUGGGUUUCUCGGGUUUCGCGUUGCAAUUUUUGGAUUUCUUGGGUUUCGCGAUGCAGACAUUGGGUUUCUCGGGUUUCUCGGGUUUCGCGAUGCAAUUCUUGGGUUUCUCGGGUUGCGCGAAGCGUUUCUCGGACAAUUGACGAGGAUUUCUCAAUAUGAGUUACCCCUUGUAGAAAUGCGAAAAUGCAGACGAUUCCAAAAAUUUGGGGCUGUAUCCCAAAAAGAACAUGAAAAACUUUCUAGAAAUGCGGAAAUACGUCCAAAAAAUGCAGAAAUAAUAUUGUAAAGUCGCACAAAUGCAUUGAAAAAAACUAGUUGAUUAGCAUGUUAAGAAAUUUAGUUUGAAAUAAGUGCUAGAAAAAAGUUAUAGUAAAUUCUACCUGUGUAAAUCAAAAUAUUGGACAAAAUGGCAGCUUUUGUGAUAGUUUAGUAAGUGAUCAUAGGUGACUCUAAUUCUAGCAGUUUUUGAUGAUAUUUUUCUGUCAGUUACUUGGCAUUUAUUAUAAAAUAGCUAGAAUUAACAUUGAUUAUGCCCAAUGCACAAUAAUUUCUGUUUAGUAAACAUGUUUUUGGCAUUUCAAUGAGAGUAAGUGAGAUCUAGAUCUAGUCAUCUCGCUCAUUCUCAUGGGAAAUUGUGAAAACAUGUUAACAAAACAAAAGUUAUUUUGUGUUUGGCAUUAUUCUAACAGAUUCAUAUAGUGCGACAUUCGUUUAAUGUGUUUCUAGAUUCAACUCAUACGUUUUAAUCUAGAGUGAUAUUCAACAAUCGGGCUUUGGAGAUUAGAAAAUAUUUAAGUUUAAGUAUCUUUCUCCCAACAAAAUUUCUUUUGUGUGCACUAAUUUAACUUUUCUCAAAAAAAAAAAGAAAGGAAGAAAGAAUGAAAGAAACUAACUGUUCUUCGAUUUGUAGGACAUUAACACUAAUCACUAAUUCAAAGUAUAUAAUAUCUGAAAUUUUUUGUCAUCCCACAUUGACAAUUUUAAUCAGUUUAGAAUAAAAUGGAAUAUCUGUAAGAUAUUCAAUAAAUUUGAUAUUCUCCUUAAUUCUACCGGAAGAAAUGAACUUUUAAAUCUAAAUUGUGGUUUCUUCUGUAGGAAAGAAAUGGGAAAAAAAAUAAAAUUAAUAAUAUUGGAAAAUAUAUUUCUCAAAAUUAGUCUGACAUAAACAAAAGUGUAGUCAAGUGUAUAAUUAACACAACAGAAAAAAAAGUAAUAAGACUGGGUUCACAAUUGCACGCAACAUUUUAAUUUUGUAGUCGUGAUUAGUGAAUAAACUGUUUUACCCGAUAAGAUGUCAGCUUUGUAAGUGGAAGAGAAAUUGAAGAAAAAUUUGUGAAAAAAUUGUUAUUACAAUUCUUGCUCUGAGUUUGUCUUAUUUUAAUUUAAAUAAGAAUUGCAUUGGAUAAGAACCAUUAUAUUGUAUCGAGGAACAAGAAUGCCACAAAUAAAAAUAUAUAUGUUAUUAAAA